AAAAAGGGCGCAUCAGGCAUUAAUAGGGAAAGUGUGAGCACGCGAGGCGCCCAGCUCCAACUUAUUCCCGCCAAUCCCAAACCUUAAAACAAUGGCGUUUCCACUUCACAGUCUUCACUCUCGUAAACACACGACCAAAUUUCCCAAGAGUUUCCUAUUGUAAUUUGUGAUCAACAGAAGAAAUAGCAAUCUCACACCGCAUUGCUGCUUCAAAUUGUAAGUUCAGCUAUCCUGCUCAGGAUAAUGGCCGACAAUUUUGAGGACCACAACAAGCUUCCCGAACUCAAACUCGAUGCCAAACAAGCUCAAGGGUUUCUCUCAUUCUUCAAAAAGCUACACACUGACCCACGAGCCAUUCGAUUCUUCGAUCGCAAGGACUACUAUACUACGCAUGGCGAGAAUGCAACCUUCAUUGCCAAGACCUAUUACCACACUACAACUGCUGUGCGCCAACUAGGAAGUGGCUCGGAUGCCAUUUCUAGUGUUAGCGUAAGCAAGAAUAUGUUUGAGACCGUGGCCCGAGACCUUCUUCUGGAGAGGACUGAUCACACUCUUGAACUGUAUGAGGGCAACGGAGCAAAUUGGAGACUUGUGAAAAGUGGAAGCCCUGGAAAUUUAGGCAGUUUCGAAGAGAUUCUGUUUGCCAAUAAUGAAAUGCAGGACUCUCCAGCAAUUGUGGCUGUCAUUUCAAAUUUACGUGAAAGUGGAUGUACUGUAGGGUUGGGCUAUGUUGAUCUUACUAAAAGAGUACUUGGAUUGGCUGAGUUCCCUGAUGAUAGCCACUAUACAAAUUUGGAGUCAACUCUUGUUGCUCUUGGCUGUAAAGAAUGCCUUUUGCCUGCAGACAUUGCAAAAUCUAGUGAAUUUAAAUCAUUAACUGAUGCAUUGUCCAGGUGUGGUGUAAUGGUGAUGGAAAGAAAAAAAGGUGAGUUUAAAGGGAGGGAUUUGGUACAAGAUCUUGGUAGGCUUGUGAAAGGCUCCAUAGAUCCAGUAAGAGAUCUGCUUGCUGCAUUUGAAUUUGCACCUGGUGCUCUUGGGUGUAUAAUGUCUUAUGCAGAUCUACUUGCAGAUGAGACCAAUUAUGGUAACUACAAGAUCCAAAGGUACGAUCUUGAUAGUUACAUGAGAUUAGAUUCCGCUGCAAUGAGGGCACUAAAUGUCAUGGAGAGCAAAUCUGAUGCUAACAAAAACUUUAGCUUAUUUGGUCUUUUGAAUAGAACCUGUACUGCAGGAAUGGGCAAGCGCCUGCUGCACAUGUGGCUGAAACAGCCCUUAUUAGAUGUAGAUGAGAUAAACUUUAGGCUUAAUUUGGUACAAGCUUUUGUGGAGGAUGCUGCCCUACGCCAAGAUCUGAGGCAGCACUUGAAACGGAUUUCAGAUAUAGAGCGACUUACGCGCUCCCUUGAGAAGAAAAAAGCUAGUCUAGUUCAUGUUGUUAAGCUUUAUCAGUCUAGCAUCAGACUUCCAUUCAUUAAAAAUGCACUGGAACAGUACAAUGGCCAAUUUGCUUCAUUGAUUAAGGAAAGGUACUUGGAUCCUCUUGACAAAUGGACCGAUGAUCAGCAUUUGAACAAAUUCAUUGGUCUUGUGGAAGCUUCCGUCGACCUUGAUCAACUUGAAAAUGGAGAAUACAUGAUUUCAUCAGGGUAUGAUUCACAGUUAUUGACUUUGAAAAACGAGCAAGAAUCACUGGAACAUCAGAUACAUGAUUUGCACAUAACAGCCGCUAAUGAUCUUGAUCUGGCUCUUGAUAAAGCUUUGAAAUUAGAGAAAGGGACACAAUAUGGAUAUGCUUUUAGGAUUACCAAAAAGGAGGAGCCAAAAGUAAGGAAAAAGCUCAAUGUGCACUUUAUUGUUCUUGAAACUCGCAAGGAUGGGGUGAAGUUCACAAACACAAAGCUAAAGAAACUAAGUGACCAAUAUCAGAAGGUGGUUGACGAAUAUAAAACUUGCCAGAGAGAAUUGGUUGCACGAGUAGUCCAAACUGCUGCAAGUUUUUCAGAGGUAUCUAUUUUGUGUAACUUGGAUGGAUUAGCUUGGUCGCUCUCUGAAAUGGAUGUUUUACUUAGUUUUGCCGAUUUGGCUGCCGUCUCCCCCACCGCUUACACUCGACCGAUCAUCACUCCAUCAGAUGAGGGAGAUAUUAUUUUAGAAGGGAGUCGGCAUCCUUGUGUUGAAGCUCAAGACUGGGUGAACUUUAUCCCAAAUGAUUGUAAACUUGUGAGGGGGAAAAGCUGGUUCCAGAUUAUCACAGGACCUAAUAUGGGUGGAAAAUCAACAUUCAUACGACAGGUUGGUGUGAAUAUUCUAAUGGCACAAGUUGGUUCUUUCGUCCCAUGUGACAAUGCUAGCAUUUCUAUACGCGACUGCAUUUUUGCUCGUGUGGGUGCUGGUGACUGCCAGCUACGUGGGGUUUCAACUUUCAUGCAAGAAAUGCUAGAGACGGCAUCAAUCUUGAAAGGAGCAACUGAGAGGUCGUUAAUCAUCAUUGAUGAGCUAGGUCGUGGCACAUCAACAUAUGAUGGAUUUGGCCUAGCUUGGGCAAUUUGUGAGCAUAUAGUUGAAGUGAUACAAGCACCUACGCUAUUUGCAACUCACUUCCAUGAGCUAACUGCCUUAGCUCCUGAAAGUACUAGCAACGAGCAAUCUUCCAAGAAACUUCCAGGAAUAUCUAAUUAUCAUGUGAGCGCACACAUUGACUCGUCAAGUCGCAAACUUACGAUGCUUUAUAAGGUUGAAGCAGGAGCCUGUGAUCAAAGUUUUGGCAUACAUGUUGCAGAAUUCGCCAACUUUCCAGAAAGCGUUGUUGCCCUUGCCCGAGCUAAGGCUUCUGAAUUAGAAGAUUUUUCACCAGCAGCAAUUUUACCUUCUGAUCCCAAAGAGGUUGGAUCCAAACGGAAGCGAGUAGAGGACUCUGAUGAUGUUACUAAGGGCUCUGAACGGGCUCGCCAGUUCUUGAAGGACUUCUCCGAGUUACCACUAGACAAGAUGGAGUUGGAACAAGCACUACAACAAGUUAGCAAAUUGAAAGAAGGCCUAGAAAAGGAUGCAGUUAACAGCUGCUGGCUCCAGCAGUUCCUCUAGUACAUAGUUUGGCAUUUAUUAGAAGUUGCAUUCACUCCUUCACUGCUCUCAUUGCAUCGAUCUGCUUUGCUACUUUCAGCAUUAAUUUUUGCGAUCUUAUGAUCUAAAUUAAAUAUCUGGUAUUUGUAGUGUCCACCGUUUUGCUCUAGUUGUUAUUGGCGGAACUUGGAUGGUUGUUUCUUGUAGAUAUGUAUGUUGGUUAAAGUUUGCCCUUGUGUUCA
This is a messenger RNA of Salvia miltiorrhiza (redroot sage), 3305 nucleotides long. Its product is annotated as DNA mismatch repair protein MSH2. Gene Ontology annotation, biological process: mismatch repair; mitotic recombination. Gene Ontology annotation, molecular function: ATP-dependent DNA damage sensor activity; ATP binding; mismatched DNA binding. Gene Ontology annotation, cellular component: nucleus; MutSalpha complex. The record is from RefSeq and is a predicted model, not a curated record. The transcript has 13 exons. Bases 244 to 3084 code for a protein of 946 amino acids. NCBI's taxonomy places the organism in Eukaryota, Viridiplantae, Streptophyta, Magnoliopsida, Lamiales, Lamiaceae.